AUGGACAGACACAAAACCCAAAGGCCCCGAAUCUCUAUCCCUCGACAUAACCUUCCCCAACCACGCCCACGUCUACUACGGAAUCCUAAACACGCCACGGACCUCUCUCUCCCAAGCACAAUAGGCCCCACCUCAAGAUAUACAGGCCCCUUCCGUCUCUACAACGCAGACAUAUUUGGAUACCCCUUAGACUCGCCGACUUCUCUCUACGGCUCGAUUUCGCUCAUGCAUGCGCAUUUUGCAACGCCGACGGUGGCUAUUUUCAAUGCCAUUGCGUCAGAAACAUGGAUCGAAUUGGAGUGA
Molecule: messenger RNA, 303 nt
Organism: Suillus fuscotomentosus
Lineage: Eukaryota; Fungi; Basidiomycota; Agaricomycetes; Boletales; Suillaceae
Exons: 2
Coding region: 1-303 (100 amino acids)
Source: RefSeq, a predicted model, not a curated record